UCUUCCGCCAUGUUGUUUGAGUAGCGGGGCCGCUCAGUCUCUGUCUAGCAGGGAGAGAGCUUGAGGUCGAAUUGGAUUUGAUUUCAAAGUUGAAAUGCCGGACGGUUUUGAUAAAGAUGUCUAUCCAGAACCACCUCGUCGGACCCCGGCGGUUGAGAAGCAGACUGGUCUCCCAAACCCGGCUGAAAUUUUAAUAAAACUGUUUCAAUACACUGUUGACGUUCCUGUCACGACAUUCAGAGACUGGGUCGAACGCCAGCAUGAGAGAAACAGGUUCUAUUAUUACCACCAGAAAUUCCGCCGUGUCCCUGACUUGACAGAGUGCCAGCUGGGAGACCACCUGUGCAACUAUGAAGCAGAGAUGCAGUGGAGGAGAGACCACAAAGUGGAUCAGGAGAUUGUGAAGGUGGUCAAGGAGCGGCUGGGGGCCUGUCAGCAGAGGGAGGGGAACAGCUAUCUCCAGAACUGUGACAAGGAGAUGAACCAGUUCAGACAGGUCUCCAAGGCAUACCAGUCCAGAUACGGGGAUCUCGGAGCUUAUGGCAGUGCCCAGAAAUGCUUGAUGAAACAGAAGCACAGAAUGAUUGCAGAGAGGAAAGAAGCAACUGCUGCUGAAGCCUAACAUGAACCAGCACUUCAAGACUAACAGGUGGAUCUACAAGACAGUCCUUCAACAUUCUGUUGUUCAAAUAUGGACAGUCCUGGCAACAGGAUGUAUUAAUGUAAAAUAAAAAUUACUGGGGAAAAA
Messenger RNA from Polyodon spathula (Mississippi paddlefish), 748 nucleotides. It is a transcript of the gene ndufb10, whose product is annotated as NADH:ubiquinone oxidoreductase subunit B10. Bases 95 to 622 code for a protein of 175 amino acids. The transcript is spliced from 4 exons. The record is from RefSeq and is a predicted model, not a curated record. Lineage: Eukaryota; Metazoa; Chordata; Actinopteri; Acipenseriformes; Polyodontidae.